Lingula anatina is the source of this 3927-nucleotide messenger RNA. RefSeq names its product calcium-activated chloride channel regulator 3A-1-like. The record is from RefSeq and is a predicted model, not a curated record. NCBI's taxonomy places the organism in Eukaryota, Metazoa, Brachiopoda, Lingulata, Lingulida, Lingulidae.
AUGAAGCCAAUCCUGAAACAGAAGGAAGUCUUAGUGGAUACCUUACUUUUUACGGCUUCGGCUGAUAUAAAACUGAUAUCGUUAGCUAAAGACACUGGAGGCCUAUCGUUCUUUGAAUCAGGAAAUGCUUUAUCUACGUCUUUAACGGAUUCCUUGUCUAAGACCAUUUCUCAGAGAAACAGCGGCCAGAAAGAUGUUCUAGUCCAGAUAUUGUCAGAAUCGUUUACAGUUGCCGGUGGAGGUGGCUCUUUUCAAGGUUCCAUAUAUAUUGACAGUACUAUUGGAAACAACACACGGUUUUUAUUCACAUGGAGCACUGGUUCGAUCACUGUGACACUUACAGCACCUGACAAUGUGACCAUAACGCAGGACAGUGUGUCUGGAGUACUGAGUAUUGAUAUUAACGGCACUACGCAGGUCGGGAAAUGGCUCUAUACUGUCACCAGCUCGGGUUCCGGAAACGCAGUAGUCCAGGUGCAGGUCUCGUCACGCCCCUCUUCAAACGCCGCACCCAUUGUACUGAGUGCCAGUGUGAGCAGUGAUACCGUGGAUAUUGCAGAUCCCAGUUUGUCCCGCAUUGCCAUAUACGGAGAGGUUAGUCAAGGCUACACACCGGUAGUUGGCGCCACUGUGAUGGCUUAUGUUGACACAAGUAGUGGGAGUACCCAAAUACCACUACUUGAUAACGGGGCAGGCGCGGAUAAUACCAAGAACGAUGGCAUCUACUCGGCAUAUUUCCUGAAAUUUGAAGGCAACGUGGAGCAUUCUGUUCGAGUUGUAGUGAAAGGCGAAGAAGGUGUUUCAGUUAAGUCUGUAGUUGGUGGACAAAUGUUACCAAUCAUUACCAACACAACUGCAGCAAAUGCAGCGAAGCUGGAGGUUGUGUACACACCAAUAGAACCAUUCGAGCGUUCCGACAGCGGUGGUUUAUUCACCGUUAAGAAUUUUCCAACUUCGACGCCUGGUUCAGAACCACCUGACCUGUACCCUCCUGGCAGAAUCUACGACCUGGCGAUGGUAGCAGUUAACACUGAUGACAAAACUGUUACACUAUCCUGGACAGCGACUGGUGAUGAUCUGGACCAAGGAAAUGCAUCGAGUUACAUUAUUCGCUACAGCACCUCAGUCUCACAACUCCGACUUAACUUCAAUAACACCUAUAAACUCCUUGACAAAGAUCUUAUCCAGGGGAAACUUGAUGCACCCUUGCCAGCAGGCGCAAGAGAAAUUUUUCGCGUCCAAUUCAACCAAACAGUCAAUUCCAACAUCACGUAUUUCAUUGCGCUUUUGGCCUCAGAUGACAAAAAUCAGAUAGGACAAGUGUCGAAUAUCGUCUCGGUAUCUUUUGUCUACAGUUAUCCGUUACCUCCAACAGAGCCAGUAACAAGUACGGCAGCAACCACUAAAGCAGCAACCACAACAGCUGUGUACACGACCCAACCUAAUACAACACCUUUGUAUACCACGACAACCAGCGCAUCACCAACAAACACGGACAGUUCCAGGGUCUCUUCCGUUCAACAAAUCGCCAUCGGUAGUGCUUCAGCGGCUGUGGCUCUGCUGAUUAUUGUGGUGAUAGCAGCUGCUUUCAUAGUCUGGCCUGACAUAAAGAAACCUAAAGGUGGCCACUUCCCUAAUCCUCGUGAUGAUGGAGUUCAAGAUCGCCACAACAUCCACGGCUCUCAUCCAGUUAAUCCUUACGAAUUCCGAAAUUACUGGCAUCUCCCACACGAGGACAAAACAAAACAGCCCUAUGUUCAUCAAGCCAAGCAAGACAAAGUUAAGUCAGACUUCGGCUCUGCUCUUGCCUCUUACCCUCAACCAAAUAGAUCAGGAUACCCCUUUCCGGAUGGCCCAAAGAGAAUCGUGUCGAAUGACUAUACGCCAGGCCAAUUUAAGGAGGAUGUCAAGCAAACUGAAGUGCCUCGCCAGCAUGGCUAUUACAACUUCAGAAACGAUCCUGAGCUGUGGAACCAAAACGUAUCAACAAUGGCCAAAGGGAAUACAUACGUCAACCUUGCAGUGGAUCAAACACGUCCUCCUUAUUCCCUAUCAAUGGAUGCUACAGAACAUGGUACGCCUGGCGUAAGACGUUCUGGGGAAUAUAACAGAUAUGCCCCAGUGGAACAGGCUGGAAUUGCGUCAGAAUCGAAGCCUUACUGGAAGGCUGACUACCAAGAUGGAUGGAACAGGAACCCCCAACACCCAGAACGGAAAAAGGCUACACUGAACCUCGGUGCAGCUACGGCGAUGAUACCAGGAUACGAAGAAAAUAUUUAUACAACCAAUAAUCUAAGGCGUACGAACCUGCAACCUACCCCUCAUAACGCCUCUUCCUUCGUUAACAUAGUGGAACCCCUGCACAGUGGUUUCAGUAACCAGAAUUACCAACCGACUGGAUACACGCCAGGCGUGUCGCAAUAUGGAAACGGGGACUCGCAAGACUGGAGGGGUGUUAGAGAACCGCAGGCUUCUACUAGUACUCGAAAUAACGCUCCACCAAUCGUUGAUCGGACAACAAAACCACGCAUGGUGGUUCCUCAAGUGACCCUCAAGAUGCCCCUAACACACCUGACUGGAAGGAACUAUCCAUAUAUGGAAGAAAAUGAAGCACCAUGGUACAGUAUUUAUAAGUAAUCUCUAUUUUACGAGCUCGUCAAAAGGUCUGUUUAACAUCGAAUUCGAGUAAGCCUAAUGGACAUGCCUGAUGUCUGAAGCAAGAAAACGGCAUAAACUGUAAAGUAGCUUUGAUAACAAAUAGUAGACCGAGCAGCCAUAUAUAUUAUCUAUAAAUGUUAUAGUAUUGGACAAAAAGUUGUAUUAACGAAGUUAAUUUUGAUGCAAAAUCAGUAUGUUUUGCCUUUUCUAGAGUUCAUUUUAUUUUUAUGUUAGUUCAAGUAGUGGAUAAAAAUAGUUUUGCGGAAAUGUAUUCCGGAUACAAGUAUCAUGUGUUUGGAGAGCUAAGAUAAUGAUCACGUGAUACUAUUUAUAUCAUGAAGUACAUACAACGUAUGUGGUAUUCUGUUUUAGUUUAUUGUGUUUAUUGUCAUGUUACUACAGUAUGCUAACUCGUGACUCCACAGAAGACAGAUGUGUUAACACAAAACAUACAUUUUAUUUCGUAUUCAUUUAUUAUUAACACAUAUGUGUAACAUGAUUGAAAUGGCUGAAAAGUUAAACUGAUUCACAAUCACAGAAAUCAUGGCAUAUAAUAGUUGGAAAAUGGCUUAUCGUUAUUUUUACAAAAUUGAGAGCAUGGAGAAGAAAAUGUAAGAAUUGGAUACACAUAUCGUAUUCCCCAGUUCUAUUUGGUUACCAUAUAUUGGACAAUAUAUCCCAGGAACCCAACUAACUAAUAUUAAUGUUAUUUACUUUUUGGGGCUUUAAUUUGCAUAUCUCAUGCAAAUGAGAAUAUUAAGUUAACUACUGUAAAGUACAGUAUAUAUGCUUCUUGAGCAUACGCCUACAACAGAAGAAAAAAUCUACACAUAUACACAAAAUUGGACAAUUUAUUGAGGCUAGAUUAAAUAUCAUAAUCACAGUAACGACGGACCUUAUUAUCAAUACAUACUUGUGAAUACGUAGGGAAUACAUGCUAUGCACUUUAUAAAUUAAUUAGUGAUAAAUAUAUGCAUAGAUGUAAAUGUGUGCAUUAAUGUAGCCUAUAGAACAAUUUGCCUGACAGUUAGCAAUUCACUCACCGUUUGAAUGGUAUACGACUGAAUUAUUCCAGAUUUGAAGAAAGAAGAGUUUCCAAUAAAAUAUAUGCUUUCCAGAUCUGUAUCACAGUGUCAUUGCGUUUGUAUAGUAAAAAUGCAUAUUGUUUUGCCCAUAUGAGAAGUAACGCGAAUCCUGAACCCGAAUGUUCAACGAAAAUAUAUUUCUUGGCAGGACAGGUUUAGUGUUUCUCUGGAGGAAAUACAGAUG